AUGGCUUCCAACUCAUUCCGCGACUCGAUGAACUCGCUGGGUUGGAGCAGGAGGGAGCCAGAACUGUCCGUGAAUACGUCACCACCCUCACUGCUGGGCAGAAUCCAAAACCUCAACCCAUUUGGAGAAGGGGGCUAUGUUAGACUGCCCAUCACAGAGACAAACCCCGGCGCCCCUCUACCGGCUCCGACAAGGAGAGAAGAGGAGGAAGGCUGGUUUGCGCUGAGUCGGUGGGACCGACUGCUUGUUUUUGGCGGUCUCUUGCUUGCAGCCUUGGCAUUGUUUGCUACCUGCGUCGGACUCAUGUUCACUCCCGUAUUCAUCGUUAGGCCGCGCAAGUUUGCCAUCCUAUGGUCUAUGGGAAGUGUUCUCUUCCUAGGAGCUUGGGGUGUAUUGAUGGGCCCCAUGCAAUACUUCCACCAUCUUACAUCUGGUCCGAGGCUUCCGUUUACGGGUGCUUAUUUUGGCACCAUCGCUCUCACUCUCUACUUCUCUCUCGGCCUUCACAGCACUAUCCUCACCUUCGUCGCGGUCAUCGCACAGCUGAUUUGUUUGGUCUGGUAUAUCGUCUCCUACUUUCCCAUGGGGUCAACCGGGUUGCGAUUCGCUGCGCGCUUUGGAGGAAACCGUGUUGCAGCAUGGAUGAAUGAUUAA
Molecule: messenger RNA, 654 nt
Organism: Dothidotthia symphoricarpi CBS 119687
Lineage: Eukaryota; Fungi; Ascomycota; Dothideomycetes; Pleosporales; Dothidotthiaceae
Product: SFT2-domain-containing protein
Exons: 5
Coding region: 1-654 (217 amino acids)
Biological process (GO): vesicle-mediated transport
Cellular component (GO): membrane
Source: RefSeq, a predicted model, not a curated record